GGACGGUCCGUUGUGACUGGAGGGGAUCCAGGUCAAAUAGAUAAUAAAUAGACCGCUGAUCGCAUCCCCCCCGUCUUCUUGAAGUUGGGGUGUGAUUCUUUAAAACCGCCAGGCCAGGAGGGAUAGUUAAAAGAUACGGAGUACCUUCUAUCUCAGGCAACAAUCAUCACCGGAGAUCCAAGAUGGCGAGGAGAUACUCCUAUUCCGAGUCAUCGGAAUCCGAGUACAGUGAGACGGAUGAGUCUAUCGAUAUCCCCUUCCCCAGGAAGAGGGUGGUCUACCGCCGACGCUCCAUAUCACGACACCGUGCCAGUCCAGAUCUCUCCAAUACCUAUCUGAGCCCCGGUGUCCAUAUCCACCGUUCGGUAUCGACGGGGCCCCGACGACGGAAGGAGGAGCCACCAACGCUCGUUGUCGAUAUCAAUAAUGACGUCCGGAAUCGCGCUAAGAGCAAGACUCGUCUCUCCCGUAAAGACACUCUGUACGAUGACUCGGAAGAAGAGACUCGACAGAAACAUCGACGGCCGCGGGCACGCACCACCACCCGCGUGCCGUCUCCGCCGGUUCGUGAUUGGGAAAUGAUGGUGGACCAACGGAUCCUGGCGAAGAAUGACGCACGUCAGGAUCUCGAGUUGAACCGACUCGAGCAAGAGAUUGCACGGCUCGAGCGGGAGGUUGCCCGGCGGACCGCGGAGGUGCGUCUCCUGAGACCGGGAGAGGAUCGAUACGAAGAGGAGACGGGCCGAAUAAAGAAGCUGGAGAAGUGGGAAAAGAAACUGGAGGAAGCGCGCCGCGAAGCGGAAUGGCGGGAGAAGAUCAAACGGCGUGAGGAGAAGGAAGAAUCCCAUCGCGAGGCCGAGCUGCGGGAGGAAUUGAAGAAAUACAAGGAGAGAGAGGCAGCCCGUCGCGAAGCGGAAUGGCAGGAGAAGCUGAAGAAGUAUGAAGAAAAGGAGGCAGCCGAGGCCGAAAAGGAGCGCAUCAUCAAAGAGCUCCGCGAUGCAGAGGCCCGCAAACUGCUGGAAGAGCAGGAACGCCAGAGGGAGCUUGCAAAGCUCAAAGCAGAAGCCAUCGAAGAGUAUAAGGCAAAAGAACUGGAGCGGAUGGAACAGGAAAGGAAGGAGAAGGAGGAAAAAGAGAGAUAUUUCCGAGAGAGGCUAAAGGAACUGGGUUACGUCGAAGAGCAGAUUGAUAGCCUGGUUAUCAACAAGGAUAAGGAGAGCCGACGAAAGGAGGAGAACAAGACGACGUGGGUCAAGGUCCACCGCAAAUACCUCCUUCCUGAGACCUUGGAUGCCUUCAACCUGCCAUGGGAAUGGGACAAAGAACUACAUCCUGAUCAAAGAGUACAUCUCCGAAGAAGUGCAGGAGGAACUCUUCGCCCACACCGAGCGCAUUCGCGGCGGAAGAAAACUCAUCGAACACACCUCCAGCUCCCAAGUCGAGCUCAAAAUCCCCGAAAAGGGCAACAAAGACAAGAUGUAUCUCGUUCGCAAGAAGAGCCCCAGGCGAUCGUGGAUCUUCACGUGAGCUGAAUCCGGGGAUGCGGAAAAAGGGAAAAGAGAGCCACAAAAGCUUGGACGCAGUGGAGAUUGAUUCUGUAUUUUGGAUUCCGUCGCCGCUUUCCCCCACUUUCCCCAUACUGAGUCUUUUGUUUCUGCUCAAGCAUGCGUGAUGUUUAUCAGAAUGCCGGCAUUCGAUUUUAGCUGUCUCUUUUUGUUGUCUUAUUCUUUUUGGUUUGCGAGUAUAAGAAUGUCUCUGGGGAUUCGGACUAUAUACCACCCAUCUGACGAAGUUAGUGACGAUUGUUGAUACCACGAUGAAAUGAAUGGCCUGUCUUGAGUUGAUUGUAAUGUUAUGGCUGUUUCUCUCU
Paecilomyces variotii is the source of this 1870-nucleotide messenger RNA. RefSeq lists its product as hypothetical. The record is from RefSeq and is a predicted model, not a curated record. Lineage: Eukaryota; Fungi; Ascomycota; Eurotiomycetes; Eurotiales; Thermoascaceae. The coding region runs from base 183 to 1532 and encodes 449 amino acids. The transcript has 3 exons.